This is a messenger RNA of Anopheles merus, 1576 nucleotides long. RefSeq names its product UBX domain-containing protein 6 (gene Gint3). Gene Ontology annotation, molecular function: protein binding. Bases 1 to 1326 code for a protein of 441 amino acids. The record is from RefSeq and is a predicted model, not a curated record. The transcript has a single exon. Lineage: Eukaryota; Metazoa; Arthropoda; Insecta; Diptera; Culicidae. Gene Ontology annotation, cellular component: cytoplasm.
AUGGCCCCGAGCAAGAUAAAGAACUUUUUCCUGCGCAAGAAAGCGGAAGCGAAGCUGAAGCUCGGUGUUGCCGGCCCGGGCCGGAAGCUCAACUCCGACGCACCACCACCACCAUCCUCGAAAGCAAGCUCCUCGAAGCAGAAGGACGCGUACGUUCCGCCGAAGCGUAACGAGCUGUCGGCGGAAGCGAAGGCGGCCGCCAACGCCGCGCUGGCCCGCUUCGAGGGGAAAGACAAGAAAGAGUUCAACACGUCGCUAGCGGCAAUUCGGGCGCAGGUGCGCAAAGAGCUCGAGGCGGAAAAGAAAGCCAAAGAGGGGGGCGGUCCCACAGGGGCCGAGCAGGAAGGGUCCGCGGAGGACGGCACCGCCCAGGAGGCACGCAAGGAUUACGCGGUGCAGGGCGUGUUCUUCCGCUGCCCAAUGAUCGGGGACGAGAUUCUCCCGUACAAGGAGUGGAAGGGCAGAAUAAAGGAGUUUCUGUACGAGCAGCUGGCGGCCGACCGGGGCCUCACCGCCUGUCUCAUCAUCUACAACUGCAAUCCCAAAGACAAGGCGGAGGUGUGCAUCGAAACGCUGUCGAAAUGCAUCGAAAACAUCAUCAACAACCCGACGGAGGAGAAGUACAAGAAGAUCCGCAUGACGAACCGGAUGUUCUGCGACAAGAUCAAGGUGUGCGAGGGUUCGCUCGACUUUCUGCACGCGGCCGGCUUCGCCGAGAUCGAGCUGGACGGCGAGCCGCACCUGAUCUGGUCGGAGGACAACAUCGAUCCGGAGUGUUCGCUGGAGGUGCUGCUGGAGGCGCUGAAAGCGGCCGAACCGAUUCCGGUCGAGCUGGACCGCAAUCUGCAGGUGCUCCUGCCGUCGCAGGUGAAGCGCAGCAACUUGCCGCCGGAUUUUUUCCGCAUCUCGCCGGAAGAGAUCAAGCGCGAGCAGCAGCUGCGCACGGAGGCGCUCGAGCAGGCGCAAAUCCUUAAAACGAAAGCGAUGCGCGAAAAGGAGGAGCUGCGCACGAUCAAUCGGUACAAGUUUUCGCUGAUCCGUGUGCGGUUCCCGAACGGGGUGUACCUGCAGGGGACGUUCAACGUGUACGAGAAGUUUGGCCAGGUGUGCGAGUUUGUGCAGUCGUGCCUGAUGCACGAGUCGGCCGAUUUUGCGCUCGUAUCGCCCGGCGGGCUGAAGUACGACGAUCCGGACGAUCUGGACCGGUCGCUGUACGAUCUGCGGCUGGUGCCGACGGUGGUGUUUAACUUUUGCUACGAAAAUGAGUCGAAGACCUUGACCGAUUUCCUGAAGGAGGAGCUGAUGCUACUGAUUCAAUCGUUUUAAAACCCGUUCCAGGGCUACGGGGGCAGCUCAAUCGCGAUGGCAUCUGUCCUCCCACCCACUGCGUGUUGCACCAUGUUAAAUUAUAUUAUUUUUAUUAUUAACCUUAUUAGCACUGCUUGGAAUGCGGGCGGAGUGCCGCGAUGUUUCCGCGUACGAAGCAGAAGUGUUUGUGUAAAGAAAACCCCUUGGCAAGGUGUGAAUAUUUGUGAUCCGUGAGGUAUAAUUGCGAAAUAAACUACCGAGUACUGAG